Messenger RNA from Manihot esculenta (cassava), 791 nucleotides. RefSeq names its product auxin-responsive protein SAUR50-like. The coding region runs from base 126 to 446 and encodes 106 amino acids. The transcript has a single exon. Lineage: Eukaryota; Viridiplantae; Streptophyta; Magnoliopsida; Malpighiales; Euphorbiaceae. The record is from RefSeq and is a predicted model, not a curated record. Gene Ontology annotation, biological process: response to auxin.
CUUUCCUCUCCCCAUACAUACCAUACCAUACAAGCUCCUUCAACAUUUUCACACCCACCAUAACUACUCUCAAAUCUUUCAUCUUUCUCCUCACUCAAGCAAACACAAACCCUUGAUUCACUGCAAUGGCUAUCAGGAAAUCAAACAAGUUGUCCCAGACAGCAGUUCUGAAACAGAUCCUCAAGAGGUGCUCCAGCUUAGGGAAAAAACAGGGCGGCUAUCAUGACCAAGAAGGCCUCCCUUUAGAUGUUCCAAAAGGACACUUCGUUGUCUAUGUUGGUGAAAACAGAAGCAGGUAUAUUGUGCCCAUCUCUUUCUUGAAUAGACCAGAGUUUCAAAGCUUGCUCCAACAAGCAGAAGAAGAAUUUGGGUUUGAUCAUGAUAUGGGUCUCACUAUUCCUUGCCAAGAAGAAGUUUUUCAGUCAUUAACAUCCAUGCUCAGAUGAGGAAGAAGAAUCUAGUUCAUUACAUUGCAGUUUCUUUUAUUAGGUUUAUGAUCUCUAGACUGUUUCGAGAAAAUUAACGGCUGUAGAGAUGGAGCUGCUUCUCUGGUUUAAUUUUCUCUUUUAUAAUUAUUCUUUCUUUGGGUUUUUUCCUCUUUUUUUCCCCUCGGACCCAAGAAAGAACAUGUAGACAUGUAAGUAAAUUAAAUCUCCAAGUUUGUAAUCUUUCCUGACGGUGGUGUUUGGGUUUGUUAACCAGCCACCCAUAUUGUAACCCUGCGGGGAGAACUAAUAUACAUAUAUUUUCAUCUUACUCGAGACUGUUAAUAAAAAGAUGAUUUAGUAUCA